Drosophila obscura is the source of this 1642-nucleotide messenger RNA. RefSeq names its product (Lyso)-N-acylphosphatidylethanolamine lipase (gene puml). Bases 179 to 1510 code for a protein of 443 amino acids. The record is from RefSeq and is a predicted model, not a curated record. Gene Ontology annotation, molecular function: catalytic activity. Gene Ontology annotation, cellular component: lipid droplet. NCBI's taxonomy places the organism in Eukaryota, Metazoa, Arthropoda, Insecta, Diptera, Drosophilidae. The transcript has 2 exons.
UUUAAAUUUCUGAGCUCUAGGCGGUAGCACACAUAAAACACGCAUAUGGUGGAGGAGUGAUAUUAAUUUUCAGUAUUUGUGCGCAUUUGCUUCGCUUUGUCCCUUUCUAAAUUUGUGCAAUUUCCCCCGCGCUGACGCAACAAACUUAAGAGUGACUAAAAUCUAAAUUAAGAGCAGAAUGAGCGAGCUGACAUUGGGAAGUGAUGCCAACAUCGCCAAAAAUGCUACAUCCACAGUCGCGCAGAGAUUUAAUUCGGGAAUGGAUCUAGAGGAUCCGAAAAACAACGGUUUUUGGCUAUGGAAAUGGAUAUUUAACUGGACAUCCAGCUCACCGAUCAUGUUGCGCACCGUCGAAAAGAAGAUUCUCUCGUAUCUGAAGCUGCCGUAUCGUGGAUUUUUCGUGGACAUUGGCCCGGCUGUGGGCGAUGCCGACAAGAUAUGGACAAUAAGCAUGAACACAGAGUCCAAGGAGGUGCCGUUGGUCCUGUUGCAUGGCUUAGGUGCGGGCAUAGCCCUAUGGGUGAUGAACCUGGAUGCCUUUGCCAAAGGACGACCAGUUUAUGCCAUGGACAUCCUCGGCUUUGGCCGCAGCUCUCGGCCCCUCUUCGCCAAGGAUGCACUGGUGUGUGAGAAGCAGUUCGUCAAAUCUGUCGAGGAGUGGCGACGCGAGAUGAACAUCAACGACAUGAUCCUGCUGGGCCACUCGAUGGGUGGCUUCAUAGCCUCCAGCUACGCCUUGAGCUAUCCAGAGCGCGUCAAGCAUCUGGUGCUGGCCGACCCAUGGGGAUUCCCCGAGAAGCCCACAGACCCCAACAACACCAAACAGAUUCCCCUGUGGGUCAGGGCCAUAGCCAGAGUGCUGACCCCGUUGAAUCCGCUGUGGGCCCUGCGCGCAGCUGGACCCUUUGGCCAGUGGGUGGUGCAGAAGACGCGACCAGACAUAAUGCGCAAGUUCCAAACCACAAUAGAGGAGGACAUCAACCUGCUGCCCCAGUACAUACAUCAGUGCAACGCCCAGAAUCCCAGCGGGGAGUCGGCCUUCCACACCAUGAUGCAGUCCUUUGGCUGGGCCAAGCAUCCGAUGAUCAACCGCAUCAAGGACGUGCGCAGCGACAUACCCAUCACAUUUAUAUACGGAUCCCGCUCCUGGAUCGACUCCUCCUCGGGCGAGAAGAUCAAGUCCCAGCGGGGCAACAAAAUGGUGGACAUCAAGAUCGUAACUGGCGCCGGCCACCAUGUGUACGCGGACAAGCCGGACGUAUUCAACCGCUAUGUGAACGAAACCUGUGAUAUGUACAAGGUGCCAGAUAGCAACCUAAUCACCCCGCUCCAGCUAAUCCGUGAGUCGACAGAGUCUGACGAGGAGCGUGAGCCAAGCCUGAGCACCGCCAAGACCGUUGAGAUCCAACCCGAAAUAGUGACCGUCGCCUCCAGUGAGGAUUUGGCGGCGCCAACGGACGCCACAACGACGUCCGAUGACGAUCUGGCGACCAAUGUCAAGUCGAAAUAACAAGUUCAAGUCCCAGAAGCACGCUACCCUGUAUCUACUAGUUUAGUGUCUUUGCCUAGUAUUAAACGGUCACCUAACGCCCUAUCUAUCCAAAUUCUAUUUUUAUUGUCUAAUAAACUCAUUGUUUACAAA